AUGGAUCACAGCUAUUCCAUGUUCCUCUUGGUUCUGGUCGUCCUGAGGACAAACCCAGCUCUUUUUGCCUGUGUGCCCGGCUGCGUGUGUUCCGACGAUAGCUUUGGCAGGAGUCUGCUGUGUUUGGCCUCCUCCAUGAAAAUCAUUCCAAGGAACAUCCCGUCCGAUAUCAAAAAACUUAGACUAGAAAGCUCUCCCCUCACCGAGCUGCCGCGUGGCUCUUUCUCCAACGGCAGCUCCUUGCGGUACCUCUGGCUCAAUUUCAACAACCUCACGGUGAUCCACUUGCAGAGCCUGGAGUCCCUGAGAGGCCUAAAGGAACUGAGGCUGCAGGGCAACAAACUGCGCUCAGUACCGUGGACAGCAUUCCAAGACACGCCGGCCUUGGCCAUCCUGGACCUCCAGCACAACCGGCUGGACGUCCUCCCCGAACACGCGCUGAAAUACCUGGCCAACCUGACCUACCUGGACCUGUCCUCCAAUCAGCUCACCGUGGUCUCUCAAGAAGUCUUCUUCAACUGGCCGGUGUAUCGGAGAAGCCAGCAGGCGGACCGAGGCCUGGAAGUCACGUCCAACGCCGUGUUGGCUCUCCACGCUAACCCUUGGAUAUGUGACUGCCGCCUUCGGGGCUUCGUGCAGGUGGUCAACUCCAUCGGCCCCCCGCUUAUUCUAGUGAACUCUUACCUGACGUGUCUGGGCCCUCCGGCGCUGGCAGGGCGCUUCUUCCAUGAAGUGGCACUCAAGGGCUGCACGAAGCCCCUCGUCUCCACCCCCGGGACCAACCUCACCGUCCAGAUGGGGAGGAACGUUACCCUGAAGUGCUUGGCCCAGAGCAGGCCUCCCCCAACCAUUGCCUGGACCUACCCGCUGAGGCUGCUGAGGGCCUUCGAUGUGUCGACGGUCCGCAUCGAGGAGGACUCGGUCGCAUCCGAGUUGGUCAUUCCCUCUGUGCUUUUGGCUGAUGGAGGCAACUAUACCUGCACAGCCAACAACUUUGUGGGCAACAGCUCAAUCGGCAUAGCCCUCCGUGUCCAAGCUCCCCGAUCUGCCUCCUCCUCUUCCUCCUCUCUUUCCUCCUCGGAGGACACUCCCUCCAUCCACAUGAGGAUCGCCAAACAGACGGUGUAUGGGAUCACCCUGGAGUGGUUCACCACAGCCGACGAUCCGGCCGAGACGUGGUUCACCCUCUCCUUGGGGAAGUUUGAAGCCGCGCAGAAGGACACGGUGUACAUCAGCCCCGGGAUCAACACGUACUCGAUGGACGGUCUCCUCCCGGCCACCAAGUACGAGGUGUGCAUCGCUCUCCGCAGCCAGCCCUCCCGCAAGGGCCAGUGCGUCGUCUUCAUCACGGGCAGCAACGUCAGCGAGUUGGAGCAGAGGGAGAAGCUGAUCCACAUCAUCGUCGUCGUGUGCGCCAUGGUGCUCUCCGUGCCGGUCGGCAUGUACGCCUGCACCACCGAAACCCACUUUGGCUACCUGGAACGCUGCUAUCGGGGCUGGCCCCGGAGGCGGAGGGGCCCCAGAUGCCCUAACGCUGCCACCGAGAGCAAGGACAGCACAUUCGACAGCCCGGCGGCGGGCAGCGAGGAGGGUCUCUGCCACGGGGACCCCCGAGGCCAGGACGGUGGGGAGCGGCUGGGGCUUGGGGCCGGAGAGUCUGACACGCCAAACCCCAACUGCCAAAAUGGUGCUGACCUCUACUAGCUAGAGUCCAGCUCCUUGGUAAAGGUGAGGCCGUUUGUGAGCCGGCAAGGAGUGUGGGGAUGUGGGGACUGGAUCCCCUGGGGCCGUGACGAUCAUCCCUCCUCCCAGGGCUGUCUCCUUUCUCCCUCUUUCCAGGUCUGGGGGGCCAGAACAACACAGUAGUGAUCCUCAGGCCGCACAGGUGGUGAACUCUUCUCAAUUGUGUUUGCAGGCGGCUCUGCUGCCAAAUCCAUGCAUACCCCUUUGCCAUGGAGAGAUGAUUGAUGCGUGAUCUUAGUGUGAGGGUCAUUUUUCCUUAGGCAUAGGCACACCCAAAUGACAUCUGUUUUUGUUUCUUCGUGCUCUAGGGAUUUGUAUAUAUUUACACCCAUGAACAGCAGGUGUGUGUCUGUGUGUGUGCGUCAUGUGUGUCACCUUUUAUCUCAUGUCCACACUCCCUCUCACCUUGGAAUAAUUCUCGUAUACUUGUGCAGAGACUAAAUUUCCCACAAUUUUUGUCUUUGAUUUUUCAGGUGAAAAUACUACCAUGGAAACAUCUCUAGAUAUCCACAGGCCCCCAGAUGCAUCCCAAACUCAGCCACAUAAACACUCCUGCCCUCUAGUUUCCAACCUCGCUGUUCAUUUGUUAGCUUUAUCUCCCCGAAGAUAUGCCUGGAGCCACAGGCUGGCAUCCUGGAAUGGUGUUCCUAGGAACGGAAUCUGCAUUGCCCUGCUCCUCAGCCUGGACUUUUACAGCCAUGUCUCUCUUUAGGGGUCAAAGGUAGGGAUGGCACACCCGUUCCUCAGGGCUUUCGACUAGGGUUUAGCUGGAACCCUUCCUCUUCAGACCAGUUGUCAGUCCCUGGUUUGCAAUAUGGAGACCUUGGGUCACCUUUCUCCCCACUGCCUUGUGCUACUUCCAGCUCCCUAGUAGGUGAAGCGGCCAGCAGUGCUUCAGUGAAGUGGAAACAAACAGGGGUUGAAUUUGUGCUGAUAGCUGCCUCGCAAGAUUAAGAAUCUCUGCCCCCUUAAACUCAUCUUUCAUGGCAGAGAAGUGGUCUUUUCACUUUUGAACCUUCUUAGGGCUGUACCGGCUCAAAAUUCCUUCAUUUUCUACACAGAUGAUACUGCAAAUAUCUCAACAGAAAGUUUUCUUUGUUCAACAUGAGAAGGAGCAGAUCAUGAUCCCGGGAAACCUCUAGUUUUGGAAUUAUUUGAUUUCCCACGCACCCUGGCUGGAUGUUCCUAAGAUUUCUGGCUGGACUGUGGCAGGGUGUUGUGGGGGAGGAGUCGUGUUUACACUUUUGGUUUGGGGCAGGCGGGGUUGGGGUCAGUGUCGGAAACACCCAUCACAUUUUCUCUUCGAUUCAGCCCCUGUGAACGUGUGCCAGAGGGUUCAGGGCCCUGGGUCUAGAGCCAGGGUAGGAGGAAAGAACACGAGGAGGUUGUGUUUCCACAGUUCUCACAGCGGCUGCUGUGUUGGUCUCUGUGGAGUGGGAGGCUGAUGGAUAGCUGUCCCUGUUAAUCCUUCAUGCUGGUGGCCAGAGCAGAGUGACACUGGAGAGAGAGCAGCACAUCGACGUGACCGGCAGGACUCUUGGCUUCCUGGAGAGUUUUGGAACUCCGAUGUAGUUCUCAUAGGCCAGCGGUGGAACCAAGAUCCAGCUGGUUCCAAUACUGCCGCUCGCAAAGAAAUCCUCUUCCAUCUGCACAGGCUGACACCCAACCUCUAGA
Ornithorhynchus anatinus (platypus) is the source of this 3417-nucleotide messenger RNA. RefSeq names its product leucine rich repeat, Ig-like and transmembrane domains 2 (gene LRIT2). Gene Ontology annotation, molecular function: protein binding. NCBI's taxonomy places the organism in Eukaryota, Metazoa, Chordata, Mammalia, Monotremata, Ornithorhynchidae. Bases 1 to 1704 code for a protein of 567 amino acids. The record is from RefSeq and is a predicted model, not a curated record. The transcript has 3 exons.